Tribolium castaneum (red flour beetle) is the source of this 1827-nucleotide messenger RNA. RefSeq lists its product as uncharacterized. Lineage: Eukaryota; Metazoa; Arthropoda; Insecta; Coleoptera; Tenebrionidae. Gene Ontology annotation, molecular function: glycosyltransferase activity. The record is from RefSeq and is a predicted model, not a curated record. The coding region runs from base 1 to 1662 and encodes 553 amino acids. The transcript has 6 exons. Gene Ontology annotation, cellular component: cytoplasm.
AUGGGCUCGAGCAGCGGGGGGAAGAAGAAGUACAUCAACUUCCGCAACAGACAAAGGGCCAACAUGAGUUUUUUCAUCGUUGUGAUGUUUUUCGCUGUGUUUGGAAUCAUCAUCUUCACUGAAAUUUUCCUGAUUGACGAGAGAGGAAGAGGCGCUGGAGUUCUUGUAAGGCACGGCUCCCUCACUUACCAUCAUCGUCCACCGGCGCGAGAUUACGAAGACGCCUUCCAGAGCGAUGAUUACAUAUCAAUCCACAUGGGGCCCAUGCCCAACAUGGACGACACCGUCGGAGCACUUCUUCUAGGUCGUCCGGCGGUAAUUCCAGUAGUUGACGACGAACCUGGCCCUCAGUCUUCCAAAGUGCUUACUGAAACCAAGCUGCCACCGUAUCCAGCACACAUAACCCCAACGAACGGCUCCUGGCAAAACGUUAACGGCGCUAGAUACAAAUUUUUCGUCUUUUCGGCCUUCUUUGACAAUCGCAGAGGACAAAGAUCCGUGAGGAUAAUAGGCGCAACGAAAACUAGAGGACCGGAAAGAGUGUGGUGCCGGAUGUGGUAUAAAACAAGCGAAAAUAAUGCUACUUCGUUUAUCUCACGCAGCGUCCAAGCAAAAAUUAAAGUAAUUCGAGAAAACUGGAAUCUAAAAUACAGCGCGUGCUUUCUAUUGUGUCCUUUAUUGGCCAACCAAACAGUUCCUACGACUGUCUCAGUAGUCACCAAAGUCAAAUCAUUCCCUACUAAUCUGCUGACCGUCAUCAACAACUACAACGAUUCAAUGAAACCCUCGAAUAGAUUCGCCGUAUGCAUCAAACCGCUCCAUUUCGAUUACAACAGGGCGCUCCAAAUUUUGGAAUUCAUCGAACUGAAUCGUAUAAUGGGUGUUGAACAUUUCACUUUUUACAAUCACACAAUCGGUCCUCAAGUCGGAUGUAUUCUACAAGAUUACGUUGAUCGCGGUUUAGUCACCCUGUUACCGUGGCAACUCAACAUGUUGUCGCAAAAGGAAAUUCGUACCGAAGGCCUUUUUGCGGCCCUCAACGAUUGCCUUUAUCGCUCGAUGAAUCUCUAUUCGCACGUCCUUCUCAUAGAUCUAGAUGAGUAUAUCAUACCAAGGAACAAUGAAACGCUACCCCAGCUUAUCGAAUAUCUCAACAACAGGUUUAACAGUCGCACCACAGGCGCCUACUCAUUUCAAAACGCUUUUUUCUACCUCCAAUGGGGUGACGACGACUCAGUUUACGAUUCAAAUGAUUCAGUGGCUGCCGGUUUAGUGACUUUGAAAAAGACAAGACGACGCAGUAAAUUACAUCCACACAAACAACGGUCAAAGUACAUUUGUCGACCGGAAUUAGUUGUUGAAGCCGGAAAUCAUUUCGUUUGGGAGUUCAUUCCAGGACACGGAACGAUGAAUGUUCCGUCAGACGCAGCAAUACUACAUCACUACAGAAUAUGCGAAUUCGGAGGAGACGACUGUAUAAAGACACCUUCGACGGUGGACUCUACUGCGUUCAAAUAUAAAAAUAAACUAGUGGACGAAGUGAAAGAAAAAUAUAACGAGUUUAAAAUCAAAUGCAAUUUAAUGGAAUUGCCACCACCUCCUCGAAGGGUUUUUAGUAAGAUUAUCAAUAUGUUAAAAAGCGGACAAAAGACAGUGAGGUAAUUCUUAAAUGUACCUAAUAAGAUAUUUUUUUAAGAACAUUUGUAUUAUUUUGUAUAUAAUUGUGUAUUCUGAUUUGUAAAUAGGACAAGUUGCACUGGAACUAUAUCAACAACAUUAUCAUUUGGUCGUAAGUGUAUAAAGGCUUAGUAAAAGAGUUUCUCUUUG